GUUUCAACGCUCCGAGUGAAGUGAACACAAAACAUAGCAAGAGCAGAAGCAGCAGCAGCAACACCGAGCGCACAGCAGCAACAUUAAGCAGCAACCAGCAACAUCGACUCGAUUUCGAUUUCGAAACCGCUCGACUCAGUUCUAGAAUUGCCUGCGCUUGCGCCAGAAAACUCAUCUUGUUUCGUUUUUAAAACAUAUAUAUAAUCAACAGCUGUCCGUUCAGUACUCUAAAACUGUUUUUGUCCGGAGUGUGUGUAGUUCUCUUGUCUGGUCUUUCCGAUCUUCAUAUAACGGAAAUCUGUUUUGAAAUAUCAACCAACGAAAAAAAAAGUAAAAUAAAUAAGUAAAGACGAAAAUAAACAACACACGUGCGGUUUCUUUGCGGUCCUCACGCGGUUUCCGUUCGCUGGGUGUGUGUUGUUCUAUGCAAAUCGGCAUAAAUUUAAUUAUUCAGAUACAGAUUGCUAAUCGGUUUGUGCUGAACAAAUUAUAUAAUUUGCCAUAAACAACUAACAUUUGUUAGUUGUCGCUGCGGUUAUCGACGAGUGCAAGAGCGGCACAGAGAGACGUCAUGUCCAACACGGAGAAAGGAGGACUGCACAGAGUGCGAAACUUUCUGUCAUGCCGCCAAGUGUUGAACCUGCUGACCAUGCUCGGAUUCAUGCUGAACUAUGCCCUGCGAGUGAAUCUCACCAUUGCCAUUGUGGACAUGGUCCGGCCGAAUGUGACGAGUGCGGGAAAUGCCACUGUGUCGGGAAAUGACACUUUGUCGGGCAAUAGUACGGCGGGAAAUGGCUCCAUGAGUUCAGCAUCUCCGGACGGAGUGGAUGUCUACGAGGAGCGCUUCCCGUGGGACAGCUACCAGACCAACUUCGUGCUGGGCUGCUUCUUCUGGGGCUACAUCCUCACCGAGCUGCCAGGUGGUCGUCUGGCGGAGCUGAUCGGUGGACGCCGCGUCUUCGGACAUUCCAUGCUGUGGGCCAGUCUGCUCACCCUGAUCACGCCGCUGGCGGCGCACAUCAACUACGUGGUGCUCAUCGUGGUGCGAGUGGUGCUCGGUUUUAUGUUGGGCGCCUCCUGGCCAGCCAUUCACCCGGUGGCCGCUGUCUGGAUUCCACCCAUGGAGCGAUCCAAGUUUAUGUCUAACAUGAUGGCUUCCUCUCUUGGCGCUGCAAUUACCAUGCCAAUCUGCGGCUACCUGAUCUCCGUUGCUGGCUGGGCCAGUGUCUUCUAUUUGACCGGAGCCGUGGGUCUGCUGUGGUCCCUGGCCUGGUUCACCUUUGUCUACGAGACUCCGGCUACGCAUCCCCGUAUUUCUGCCGAGGAGAGGCGGGAGAUCGAGGAGGCCAUUGGCACCACCACCUCCAAGAAGCGUCCGAGUCACGUGCCCUGGGGCCAGCUGCUAUGCUCUCCGGCCGUCUGGGCCAUCAUCAUCUGCCACGGACUGGCCGUUUUUGGUUUCUUCACUGUGGUCAAUCAGCUGCCUACAUUCAUGUCCAAGAUCCUGCACUUCGACAUCAAGCAGAAUGGAUUGUUCUCAUCGCUGCCUUAUUUGGGCAAAUACGUGAUGGCUGUGGCUUCUUCCUACCUGGCCGAUUAUUUGCGCAAGAAGGGAACUCUGAGCACGACGGCUACCAGGAAACUAUUCACUACUUUUGCUCUGGUGAUUCCGGGUCUGUUGAUGAUAGUGCAGGUGUUCCUGGGCUAUGAUGCCACCUGGUCUGUGACGAUCUUCUCGCUGGCUUUGUUUGCCCAUGGAGCAGUGACCGCUGGUUAUUUGGGCAAUGGUUUGGAUAUUGCACCCAACUUUGGUGGAACCAUCUUUGGACUGGCCAACACACUGUCUUCCUUUGGCGGUUUCCUUUCCACGUGGAUGGUGGGAGCCCUCACCUUCAAAGAUGACUCCUUCCAUUCGUGGCAAAUUGUGUUCUGGAUUCUGGGUGCGACGUAUAUCUCGGGAGCCGUGGUCUUCGCCAUUCUUGGUUCGGGUGAACUGCAGCCUUGGAACAAUCCCCCAGAGCGCGUCAAGAUCAGCGAUGUCACCCAGGAGGAGGGUGUGCCGCUCAAGAACGGAAAGUGAUUCCGCUUUGCCAGUGAGCCUCAGUCGGUGCUUCUACUUCACCUGGUGAGGGGAUGCAAAUGAAAGCCCAGUUGGAGAUAUCCCACCACCAAGCAACAACAACAUCAUCCGCACAAGUUAUAGUAGUUGUUACUGCACCUUUGAGAUUUAGGAGGAUUUCAUUUGACAACCACUUGGUCAGGACUUGGUUACGAAGAACCACACGACACUCAACAUGGAGAAAAACAUGAAAUGAAAGACAUUAUUUUUAUAGAUACUGCAAGGUUAUUUCGCACAAAAAACAUACACAAACAUCUCAUACCCAUACACAUAAAAAAAAACCCAACAAACACUGUACACCGAUGCACCCGUCUGCUUAAUGGAAAUUGACUAUAUUUAUAAGUAAUAUUUACUUUAGAGCUUAGUACGCCUACAUCUGCAACUGUAUGCAUAUUUUAAUAUGUAGCCUAAAUGAUUUAUAGUAUUCUGUAUGUCCACAGAGCGCACAGCUGGCUGGUGGAAGGACCAUAUAUCCUGAUCAGCCGCUGCGACCCAUAUGUUUCGUUUAAUUUAUAACGUAGCCCUAACUAUUGUCUAGCUUAGAUGAACAAAAUACUUAUGCAAGUAGCGAAAUACAUACGGAUACACCGAUAGUGUAGCUAAGUUGAGUAAAACGUGUAACUUUGUACUAUACUUGAUUAUUUAUGUAAUUAAUUUAAACAUUAUCUAAGUUCACAAUAAAGCGUAACUCAGAAAGAAAGAAA
Messenger RNA from Drosophila elegans, 2823 nucleotides. RefSeq names its product sialin. Gene Ontology annotation, biological process: monoatomic anion transport; transmembrane transport. The record is from RefSeq and is a predicted model, not a curated record. Gene Ontology annotation, molecular function: transmembrane transporter activity. The transcript is spliced from 7 exons. Gene Ontology annotation, cellular component: plasma membrane. The coding region runs from base 572 to 2080 and encodes 502 amino acids. Lineage: Eukaryota; Metazoa; Arthropoda; Insecta; Diptera; Drosophilidae.